AUGGGCGCGAAGAGAAUAGCACUGUUUUUCGCCAUUUCGUGGAUAUUUGCUCUCUUCUAUUUUUCUGAACGAACUCCUUCCUUCGAAAAAGAAGACAGUUCGGAGUUAGCAAACCAUAUGACAGAACUGCUGACAACGAUCAGAGAGCUGCAGGAGAUGAACCGAGAGCUCAAAGUAAAUCUGGAUGAAAAGGAAAAGGAAGCGGAAAAUGCAAGGAGACUUCAAUCAGAAUACCAGUGGGACAGAUCAAACCAAGGCGAAUACUUUCGUAAUCAUGACCACGUCAUUUAUGAGUCGAUUGGAAGAGAGUUAAAGCGACGAUUGUGGGAGUUAUACUACAUUAGUUCUCAUCCUAUGAUGGGUUCUACGAAACAUUUGGAGGACCAGCUCCUCUCCUUACUCGUAACUUCCUCGAAAUUGUCACUAAUGGAUGGUGCAGCCGAAAGGAGACGAAUCUCCCUUCAAGCAGUUACAGAUUCCAUUCAAAUGAAGUUGAAUGAGACACAGUGGAAGCACGACUGUUCGAAAGCUAAGUUUCUUGGAUGCACUGUUAUUGAUACAUGCGGUUUUGCUUGCCAGGUCCAUCAUCUCGCUUAUUGCCUUUUCGUUGCCUUCGCAUAUAACCGAGUUGUUGUUCUUCGAAAUGAAGGCAGACCCUGGGGCUAUCACAGACACGGCUGGUUUGGUCCUUUCCAACCUUUCAGCAAAUGCGGUGCUCCGGCUGAGGCGAGAUGGAAUAGCGAAAUCGAGACGAUACUGGGUGACAACCGAACGUUGUUGGUACUCAAUUCUAUCGAAAAUCCUAACAGAAAUUACAUAAGUCAAGUUCACUUUAAACUGAAUCAUUCUAUCCGUCUAGUCGAUAUAUUUGAAGUGUUAUUUUUGCUGCUUAUUAUUCCGUUAGAUGCAAUAUUAGCACCAUCAGUUAGCACAUCUGGUAAAAGCGCUUUCAGGCCAGAUCCCUUUCCACCAUCUAUUCCAAAGACAAUUGCUCCGCAGUUGAUCCAACUGCAUUCAAAUCCUCCGGCGUUCUUCAUGGGUCAGUUUGCCUGGUUCAUUCUCAAGCCUAAACCACAGAUUUAUAAUUUCGUGGAAAUGAGUGCUUCUCGUAUUCCCUUCGAUUCUGGACUAAUCGUCGGCGUACAUGUACGGAGAACGGACAAACUCGAUCGAGAAAUGAAGUACUACCCUGUGUCAGAGUACAUGAAAUGGUGCGAGCUGUAUUUUCAGAUCGAAGAGCGAAGGAUAAAAAGAGCACUGAAACGUCGAGUUUACGUAGCUUCAGACGAGCCCUCUGUCCUGGAUGAAGUGAAAGUAAAGUAUCCUAACUACGAAGUUUUCGGUGAUGCGGCAUUCUCAAAAGGUGCCAAGAUAAAUAGUCGCUACAGUGAAAGAUCACUGCGGGGUUUGCUCACUGACCUACUGCUGUUGAGUCGAUGUAACUAUCUGGUUUGCACAUUCUCCAGCCACUUUUGCCGCUUGGCGUACGAGCUCAUGCAGGUGCGAAGAGGAGAUGUAGGAGAAAGUUACCGUUCUCUUGAUGAUAUGUACUAUUUUGGAGGUCAACAACCUCAUGAACAUAUUGUUAUCGAGGACCACUCACCAGAGAAUCCUGACGAAAUCAGCUUAAAGAUUGGAGAUAUUCUUACCGUCAAAUCAAAUCUUUGGAAUGGAUAUUUCAGAGGAAGGAAUUCGAAGACGGAAGAGGAGGGACUGUAUCCUUCCUACAAGGUUGAAGAAAAAUGGAAAGUUGUUGAUUUUCCAGCUUUGGAAGACCAAAUCCGCUGA
Molecule: messenger RNA, 1788 nt
Organism: Necator americanus (New World hookworm)
Lineage: Eukaryota; Metazoa; Nematoda; Chromadorea; Rhabditida; Ancylostomatidae
Exons: 17
Coding region: 1-1788 (595 amino acids)
Biological process (GO): protein N-linked glycosylation
Molecular function (GO): alpha-(1->6)-fucosyltransferase activity; protein binding
Source: RefSeq, a predicted model, not a curated record